Messenger RNA from Dicrocoelium dendriticum, 825 nucleotides. The record is from the annotation of a GenBank genome assembly. Lineage: Eukaryota; Metazoa; Platyhelminthes; Trematoda; Plagiorchiida; Dicrocoeliidae.
AUGUCAUACUCGACUUUUGUGCCCUGUAUCGUUAUAAUUCAAAUUAAUGAAGCUGAAUGUACUGGGUUUAAAUUCACAGAAUUCAAUGAAUCAUAUGAUACACACUGUUAUGUCUGUGGUAUUUCUACGAAGUUUCAUUCGAAUUUAAAAGCCACACAUCCCGCCGUCAGUGGACAAACUUAUCCGACCUUUCCUACUCCUCCCACCGAACGAAGCGCACAUCAGUUGUCGUUUCCAAUUCACUCAAACACGGUGUACAGCUCAGUUGAAGAUGAGUUCAGGACAAACUUAUCUGAACCCGCUUGCAAACGUGUGGACGUUAAACAGCAACGCACACUGCGUGAGUUGGCCUCGGGCAGGGCGUUUUCUACUCCGUUUUCCAAACCCCGCGCAGUUACUUCCAUUAGCAGCACACCUACGGGAUUGCUAUGUGCUAACCACCCUCGGUCUACGUUAACUAAUCAUUUGGCCUCGCGUCGCGAUGGCAAUCCCGUCACGGUUUUCCGGAGUAGCUAUGCCGAACAUUCUGGACAUUCUGAAGAGUUCGACAGUGACGAGGUUACUGGCCAACUUCUGAAGAGACAGUAUCAACCGAACAAGUCCGUUUACAUUCCUGAACUGAAACAUGAGGCUAACGCGCAGGCCGAAAGUCGACAUCAAAUACGUGAAGUGUCUCUUCGGCAUCCUGACUUUCCUGAUUCUCUUAUUAAUGGUGUACUAUUUCGGGCUCGAUACUUGGACAACACUCAGCUAACCUCCGAACAACAACCCACCAGGAAGUCUCGGAUGUUUCAAGCCCUGAUGCUUUUCCGGAUAGGUAGUUGA